Anisakis simplex (herring worm) is the source of this 693-nucleotide messenger RNA. NCBI's taxonomy places the organism in Eukaryota, Metazoa, Nematoda, Chromadorea, Rhabditida, Anisakidae. The record is from the annotation of a GenBank genome assembly.
AUGAAAAUUUCAAGGGGAUUGCGUAUUGUAAAGGCACGGUGGAACUGUACGAGACAGUGCACGGUACGCGUACAGUGCGUAUCACAACGACGAUGCGCAUUUUCAACGUUGAUACGAUCAGCCCGAUACCAACGCCUCAAUCGACUAUCGCCAAAAAUCAACACGUGCAAACCGAUGACCCAAACUUCAUCAACGAAACAACGAACAGUAAUGACACAACUGAGUAAACGGAAAGUUAUAACGAGGGAUGUUGCGAUGCAAUUCGAUAGAAUGUUAUAUUAUAAAGAUAUUGAGAGGAUUAUCAAUCAUGUUAUUAUGCGAAUAUUUUCAUCGAAACGAUUUGCUGCAGCUUUGAACGGAAAGGCACAAAAAUCGAAUAAUCAAGCGCCGCCACUCGGCGCGAAUCGUCUUAAUCGUACGGGUACAAGGAAUCGUUACUGCACACUCGUAAACAAUCGGAACAAUCAAGAUUCACUGAACAAACUAUCGAGUUAUAAUCGAGGUUUCAAUGUGAUAUCACGACAACAACUGCUACGCACACUCGAUCGCAUCAUCGAUCAAAAGCAACAAAUCAUUUUAAAUGAGCGAACGUGCGCCUCGAAGUCUCUGCCGUUGUCUCGCAUAAGAACAAAUCUUCGGCAUUCCGAGAAUGCAAUCGAGUCAAAACGAAAAGACCAAUGCAAAAAUGGUUGA